Molecule: messenger RNA, 2156 nt
Organism: Klebsormidium nitens
Lineage: Eukaryota; Viridiplantae; Streptophyta; Klebsormidiophyceae; Klebsormidiales; Klebsormidiaceae
Source: the annotation of a GenBank genome assembly
CCCAAAAGGCUACUGUAUUUUAGUUAGAGCGGCUGAACCCUAAAGACGUGCAGUCUUGAAAAUGGUGAAAGUGGGCUAGCUUGGCCUCUUCGCCGCAAAUGCAAGUUGACAGUGAAGAAGAGCAGCUGAGACAUUGGAAUUCAUUCUGAACAGCUGAGCAGCUGAAACAUUGCUGUAAGGAGGAGCAUAUUUUACUAAAUUAUAGGAAGCUGACAGUGAAAGCACCGUCGUCCUUGCCAGAGCCUACAUCAGGCAGUCUGCUGGCAGGGACGCAUAUCUCUCACCAUGGCAACAUCGCUUGGAAUUCGCCCUGUCAGACCGCUCUCAGGGGUCUUUCAAGGUUUGAAAAAUGCUCAGCCUUCCCCAAUAACGCAGUGUAGAGGAAUCUUGUUGCAGUGUCGCAGAAAAGAACCAACGGGAAGGCUAGUGAGCAGAGAUGGAGCUCACAGCAUUGCACAGAGCAGCGCACUUCAACUCCAGAAAGCGCAUGUACAGGGCUUAAGGGCUGCCAGAUUGGAUUGCAGUCGCUGGUCUCUUGAUGCGCCCCUGAAGAGACCCUCAUCAUCCAAGCGGCGUGCCAAAGCUCAGAGAGGGUUGUGUACGUGCCAGGCGGAAAACGGGAGUGGGCCAGGCGCUGCAGAUGACAAUUCCAGUGCAAAACGGAUGGAGUUUGUGUUUGACCCCAAGAAGAAGAUGGACGACUUUGCCUCCCGCUUUGACCCUGACCAGCGGCGGCGCACCAACAGCAUCAACCUCUUCUCCCCCUCCAAGAUCAACCUGUUUCUGCGCGUCACUGCCAAGCGCCCUGACGGCUACCAUGACCUGGCUUCCCUUUUCCAUGUGAUUGACCUGGGCGACCGCCUCAAGUUCACGCUGGGCCCCGGGCGCAAGGACGCCCUCACCUCCAACGCGCGCUGGGUGCCCCUGGGGAAGGACAACCUGGUCAUCAAGGCGCUGGACGUGUUUCGAGCCAAGACGGGCAUCCCGCAAUACUUCUGGAUUCACCUGGACAAGAAGGUGCCCACCGGCGCUGGGCUGGGCGGCGGCAGCGGCAAUGCUGCCACUGCGCUGUGGGCGGCCAACGAGCUGACGGGGCGGCCCGCCAGCAACGCGCAGCUGCUGGAGUGGAGCGCGGACAUCGGCUCCGAUGUGCCCGUCUUCUUCUCUCGCGGGGCCGCCUACUGUACUGGGCGGGGCGAGAUCGUGGAAGACAUCCAGCCGCCGCCCGUCCCCCUGGACACGCCCAUGGUCCUCAUCAAGCCGCGCGCCUCGUGCAAGACGCCCGCAGUCUUCAAGAAGUUCAGCCUGGAGCGCGCCAGCUCGGCGGACCCCCGCGAGCUGCUGCGGUCCAUCACGGAGCACGGCAUCCGCCAGGAGUUCUGCGUCAACGACCUAGAAGAGCCGGCGUUCGAGGUGUUGCCGUCCCUGAAGCGGCUCAAGGAGCGCAUUUCGUCGGGUGGGCGGGGCAAGUACUCCGCGGUGUUCAUGUCGGGCAGUGGCAGCACGAUCGUGGGCGUUGGCGACCCGGAGCCGCCGCAGUUCAUCUACGACGAGGAGCGCUACCAGGACGUCUUUACGGAAGCUGCCUACUUCUUGACGCGCGAGGAGGACGAGUGGUACCGCCCAUCACGGGCGAUGGAGGCUGGCUACGGCGCAGCUGAGAGUCGGAGCGAUCUGGAAGUAGACGUGCCCACGGAGGGCCCGCUAGGCACGUCCUUCUUUGAGCGGCCGGAAAGCUCGCGCAUCCAGUUCUAGGCCCGCCGCGUGGCUGCAGUCCAGAUUGAGUACCAGCAAAUAUACGGUUGCAGGAAGCAGCUGGGGCCCACUUACCCCUUGGUGAGUGGGCCCCGACAGAACCUGGUUUUCCAAAUGUGCGUAAGACUGCCUCAUUUAGCUACCGGUCACUAUACUACGCACGCAUGUGCAUUUGUGCACUGUCGGGCCAGUAUGAUGAGCAUCAUGUACAUUGCAUGUACGUUUCUCGUCUCCUAGGAGAGAAUGGGUACGUUUAGCUAUUCGACCAGCUUCCGAUCGAGGUCGGAGAAGCUCAUUAUCCGAGUCGAGAAUGGGAAGGUCGUAUACGUAUCAAAGGUACCCGGAUCGACGGCGAGACACUUGCGCUUAGUUGCCGGCUUGAAGCCUGCUAGUAACCUGAG